Sus scrofa (pig) is the source of this 1009-nucleotide messenger RNA. RefSeq names its product ribonuclease A family member 12 (inactive) (gene RNASE12). The record is from RefSeq and is a predicted model, not a curated record. Lineage: Eukaryota; Metazoa; Chordata; Mammalia; Artiodactyla; Suidae. Gene Ontology annotation, biological process: defense response to Gram-positive bacterium. Gene Ontology annotation, molecular function: RNA nuclease activity; nucleic acid binding.
GGGGCUGUACCUGCGAGGCUGAGGUUGAUAGCCCCAGAUUCAGAACAUGUCCUGCCCAAAUCAGCAGCAGCUUGUUCUUGGACACAUGCAAGCUUCAGUCUAUCCAUCUCACCUGAACGGAGACAAGUGAAGUGGAGGGAAGCCAGCUGGAAUAGUGCCCAGAGGCUCCUGAAGAGAUGAAGGAACCGGGACUCUGAGAGGUGGCAUGUCUUUCCCAAGAACACAGGCCCUCCCCACACCCAACUGGUUGGAAAUAGUGAGACACAAAGGACUUUCUCAGAUCCAUGAUCACAAGAAUAUGUUACCUUUGGGAGCUCCAGCAAAAAGGAAAGGAGUUAGAGCAAAAGAUGUGAAGGACCUCAUACCCCUGAUGAUACUCAUGGUGAUAAUUUUCCUGCUGCUUCUGUUCUGGGAACAUGAGUUGAAUGGGGAUGCAGUGGCAGUAACCUUAGAGCACUUGCACGUGGACUACCCUCAGAGUGACGUUCCUAUAAGGUACUGCAACCACAUGAUCAUACAACGAGUCAUCAAGGAACCCAACAACUCCUGCAAAAAGGAGCAUAUCUUCAUCCAUGAGAGGCCUCGAUAUAUCAAUAGUGUUUGCAAUUCUCUCAAGAGGGUGGCUUGCCAAAACCAUUCUGCCCUUCUAUGCUUCCAGAGUGAGACCAAGUUCAAAAUGACAGUCUGUAAGCUCACCGAAGGGACCAGAUAUCCUGCCUGCGGGUACCACAUUUCCCCCACAGAGGGGUUUAUUGUUGUCACUUGUGAUGACAUCGGGCCAGUUAAUAUCCAGAGGUAUCUUGAAUAAGUUGAGACCAGCACCCGAGUUUGCCAUCCUCUCUUCUCCUCUCUCAGAGGUACAGAUGCUGGUUCUCCCUGAGGUGCAACUGAAUUGUGGACAGGGGUCAUGCCUUGAGUGAAAUGGUAAUGUGUCUAUCUUUCCAGGAUUGCUGAGCUGGAAUCUUUUUAUUCUGCUUCAAUUAAAAAAAAACUGAUGAAUUAAACCAUA